Messenger RNA from Truncatella angustata, 2816 nucleotides. RefSeq names its product kinase-like domain-containing protein. Gene Ontology annotation, molecular function: choline kinase activity; ethanolamine kinase activity. Gene Ontology annotation, biological process: phosphatidylcholine biosynthetic process; phosphatidylethanolamine biosynthetic process. The record is from RefSeq and is a predicted model, not a curated record. The transcript has 3 exons. The coding region runs from base 219 to 2672 and encodes 817 amino acids. Gene Ontology annotation, cellular component: cytoplasm. Lineage: Eukaryota; Fungi; Ascomycota; Sordariomycetes; Amphisphaeriales; Sporocadaceae.
CUCAGCGUCGAGCGGACGCCCUGCUCUCAGGCCUGCGCUCAAGACCGAAGACGCCCAUGAGCGAACGCCGCCUCUGAAAGGUUGGUCUUCCCUUUGUGCUAUUUCUUGUCGCCGUUUAGUCCACCAUUUUACCGAUCGGUAUGAGCGUCGUGUUUGUACGAGCAGUGCUGCCUCGUUGAUCGCCGUUCAGUGCACCAUGUCUCACAGAUCCAGUGUACAUGUUUCAUUGCAUAUCCAAACCAUCGUUCUUGGUUCUAGUGAAAGCCCACUUGCCGUAUAGGUUGAUACUGAUUUGUAUGGAUUGGCUUCCCUGUACAAGACAAUGUAUAUCGAAAUCGCUCGGGCAAACGGAACUGGUCAAAAUCCAUUCGUUUAAUAUGAAGGAUAUUCAGCCGUUCAUUACGCUAACGAUGUUUUUAGCUGUUCAAAUCGAAGAACCGGAACAGGAGAGUCCGGAGGAGAGUCAUCCUAUCAAACAAUUCUCUGCAGGUGUUGGCAAACGACUCAGUGGGCGUCCGCCGAUUUCGGCUGUUAACUCCUCUAGGACGUCCUUGUUGAGCCAGAGCACUCUUGAUCCUAGUUCAAGGCUUGUGAGCCAUCAGUCUCCGGAUCAAGGCCCCACAGAUUCAGAAACAUCCGGGUCGCACCAUCGCCAUCAUCACUUGAGCUCAAGACUCGUUUCUCAAGUUGCUGAAUGGCUUGAGCAUGAACGCACCAAGAAGACUAACAGGAAAUCGAGGAAAAGUCGUCAUGGCCGUUCCAAGGCGGACCCGACAGACACAUCAGAAGAUCAUGCUGAAGCUUCUUCGUCCACAGCAGCUGGCUCCUCAGCGCGGACGAGUAGACAUAGCCGAUCCUACUCGAUCGAUUCUCAGUCCAGUGAUGUCUCUCUGGACAGACUCCAAAAGAUCAUUGAUGAUAGUAUGAGCGCACUUGGUUUGAACAAUGUCCCGCAUUAUAACCCUAAACUUCUGGGUAGAAGAAUGCAGAAGAAACGAUCUUUGCUCCAUCUGCAUCGAACCGCCUCUUCGGACACAGACUAUCAUGAUGGUGAUGUGAUCGUACCGAAAUGCGAUGCUGUACUUGAUAACUCCAAGACCAUGAGCUAUAGUGGCGGAAAAACAGGUGGAAUAGACGACAAUGCGUCAAUCUCAAACCGCAAGGAAGAUGAGGAGCGCAAAGCAUGGAUUACUUUCAAGAACGACAUCAUCCGCAUUGCACAUACUCUUAGAAUCAAGGGCUGGAGGCGUGUACCUCUAGAAGGUGGGGACAUUAUCGACGUGGAGCGCUUAAGCGGCGCAUUGACAAAUGCAGUCUACGUCGUUUCGCCACCAAAAGAUAUUACGGAUAAAUCUGAGCCAGGAAAGAAAACCCCCGCAAAGUUGCUGCUCAGAGUCUACGGUCCUCAGGCUGAAAUCGACCGCGAAAAUGAGCUGAAUGUGCUUCGCCGGCUGGCCCGUAAAAAAAUUGGCCCGCGAAUGCUUGGCAUAUUUGAGAAUGGCCGCUUUGAGCAAUUCUUUGAUGCGGUAACUCUGACGCCGGCUGAUAUUCGAGACCCAGAGACGUCCAAGAGGAUCGCAAAGCGGAUGAGGGAGCUUCAUGAUGGAAUUGAGGUCUUGGACGAGGAAAGAGAAGCGGGCCCCAAUGUGUUCAGGAAUUGGGACUCCUGGUAUGAUAACGUCGAGAAAAGGAUAACGUUUCUCGACCAGAAGAUAUUAUCGGGUGACCUGGGAUCUCUCAAGGGCCCCGCCAAUGCCUGGAAAAAACGUGGUUUGGUAUGUGGUGUCGAAUGGUCGAAAUUCAGGGAGACGUUUGACAAGUAUCGGCAACAUGUGGAAGCCUAUUACGGUGGGCUUCAAGCUCUCAAAGAGCAGCUUGUCUUUGGCCACAACGACGCCCAAUAUGGAAACAUUCUCCGCGUGAGAGUUGAUAACGAAAAGUCUCCGUUAUUACAUCCACAAAAUGAACACAAACAACUCAUUGUCAUCGACUUCGAGUACGCAGCUGCGAAUACCAGGGGUUUAGAGUUUGCAAAUCAUUUCACAGAAUGGGCUUACAACUAUCACGAUGCCACGAGGCCAUAUGGAUGCAACGCUACCGCUUAUCCAACACCAGCGGAACAAAAGCGUUUCCUCAAGGCAUAUGUGAACCAUCGGCCACAAUUUCCUCAUCGUGGCUCUACGCCUAACCUCACUCCGCUUGACAGUCCCGCCGAAACACCAGGAACACCUGGUAUGUCUUCGUACAUGGCCGGAGCAAGCAGUUCAAUCACGGAUUUCAUGCUAGAUGCUCGAGCACCACCUGGAGGUUGGAGAGAGGACGAGAAGCGCCGUGAGGAGCAAAACGAAAAGCAGAUCCAGCACCUAAUGGAUGAGACACGCUUGUGGCGCACAGCGAACAGCGCUCACUGGAUCGCUUGGGGAAUCAUGCAAGCGAAGGUUCCAGGUCUUUCAAAGAUGGAGUCUAUCGAAGAGCCAGAGGUUGCCGGAACUCAACCUGCCUCCCUUGUGGCGCCCGAGGAGGAGGAAGGUGAGGCUGAUGAGUUCGAUUACCUUGGAUAUGCUCAUGAACGAGCACUUUUCUUCUGGGGCGACUGUGUAGGGCUGGGACUUGCUAAGCUGGAGGAUUUCCCAAAAGAGCUACAACAGAAAAUCAAGAUAGUUGACUACUAGAUAGCAUUCUACGUCCUCAUUCUUCGUACGCAGGACCUUGGCACAUGAGAUGGGCAUGGCGAGCACGCGCGGUUCAACACGAGCGAAAAAAUUAGUAGGACCAUGAUAACCGAAGCCUAAAACGUCUACUUCUGUAGAAAUGAU